This is a messenger RNA of Rotaria socialis, 531 nucleotides long. NCBI's taxonomy places the organism in Eukaryota, Metazoa, Rotifera, Eurotatoria, Philodinida, Philodinidae. The record is from the annotation of a GenBank genome assembly.
AUGUCAAAAGAAUAUCGGCGAAAACGACAAAGAGUUGAACUUCAAGAUAAACAUCAAAAAUCAGACAAUGAACAAAAUUCAAAUCUUCAAAAAUGUCUAAUAUGUAAUCGUCAUUUUAUUUCAAAUCGUCUCGUCGACCACGAACGAGCUUGUAAACAAGCCACGAUACUUCAUACAAAUUCUUUGCAUCGUUAUUAUUAUGAUAGUCAAUUACAUCGAUGGAAAGGUCUUGAUUAUAGCAUUAGUUCAAAUCAAUCAAAUACUAAUCGUGACAAACAUCAACCUUCCACUAAACAUUUUCCACAAACUCAUUGGCGAGAAAAACAUCAACAAUUUCAAAAUAUAAUCAAAAGACAAUAUAAUUCAAAAGAUGAUUUAAUUCAAUCAUCAGAUGAUCGUUCAUAUCAAUGUUCUCUAUGUCAGCGAAAGUUUGCCACUGAAAAUGCUAUAACUAAACAUCGAAAAGGUUGCACAGGCAAUCGACAUAUAGGUUUAAAGAAUCGUAAUAUAAGAAAUAAAAGUAUUAAAUAG